UCGAUGCGGCCACGCUGUUAGGAUUGUUAUUACUCACCUACACGUGUUGUUAUUGAACAUUAAAAUGGGAUUUGCUCGAGGUCGUGUUGGUGCCGGAAGGGGUUUCCGCGGCGGCAACAGUGGAUCCAAUUUUAAGUCUACUAGCAGUGGAUUCAACAAGGGAUUUCGGGGCGGUCGUAAUGGAUUUGAUAAUGGUCCACCUGAAAGAGUAAUUCCCCUUGGAAACUUUAUUUACUCUUGCCAAAAUGAUUUAGUAUGCAAAGUAGAAAUUCAGGAUGUACCAUAUUUUAACGCUCCAAUUUACCUUGAAAACAAGGAGCAAAUUGGAAAAAUUGAUGAAAUUUUUGGUACAGUUCGCGAUUAUUCGGUCUCCAUAAAAUUGUCUGAGAAUGUUGUUGCAAACAGUUUCAAACUAAAUCAAGCUUUGUUUAUCGACCCUGGAAAGCUUUUACCGAUAGCUAGAUUCUUACCUAACCCACGGCCACCAAAGGGACAGAAGAAAAAAUCUCUAAAUCGUGCAACAAAUAAUUCUGGACAAAAAAACUUUUCGUUUCGAGGGGCAUCAGGUGGACGCGGUGGGCGUAAUAGCUUUGGAAAUGGCGGGUUCAGAGGGAAUGGCCGAGGAAAAGGAAGGGGUAAUUCCGGUGGAAACAAUCGAGGACGUUGGUAAAAUUAAAUUUUUCUAUCAUACAAUAAAAGCAAAAAAAAUAAAACUCCCAUUUUUAUAAAAGAAA
This is a messenger RNA of Drosophila bipectinata, 734 nucleotides long. The record is from RefSeq and is a predicted model, not a curated record. Lineage: Eukaryota; Metazoa; Arthropoda; Insecta; Diptera; Drosophilidae.